AUGGGCGAGGACUCGGCGUCACCCUCAGACCAGCCGCAGUCUUCGCGGGUCCCCUCUGCUGGGGGUGCAGUGGACGGGGCGACGCCCUCUGCCCGGCACCGCUGCUGGCACAGCUGUCCCCGAACACGAUGCCAUCCGGACCCCCGCACCCCACGUGGAGGGGCUCCGUGUGCUGCCGCCAAGCUUCCCUCGCCGGCCGGGGGGAACGUGGUCGUGGUGACGCGGGGCCAGCUGUGUCCUCUGUCCCUACCCGCCCCGCACUGCGGCACUCACGGAUGUGAUCGGGCCAUCAGCGGCCGUCGCUGCAUGGGCCGCAAUGCCGGGCAGGGAAGGGCGGCCGCAGAGGAUGCCGUGAGCCGGGGUCCGGUGUCUCAGAACUGCAGCCGAGCACACGCGGACAGCCGUUUAGGGGCACGCACCUGUGCGACGAGGCUGCGAGUCGGUGUCCUGCCAGCACUCACGAUGUGGAGGGCUCUGGCCCUGAUCAGCCUGGCCUUCCUGUCGCCGGCCUGGUCUGGGGACCCUCAGCAGACGGUGGACGACGCCUGCUCUGUGCAGAUCCUCGUCCCUGGCCUUAAAGGGGACACUGGACAGAAGGGAGACAAAGGCGCACCAGGACGGCCGGGAAGAGUGGGCCCCACGGGAGACAAAGGAGACAUGGGUGACAAAGGACAGAAAGGCGGUGUGGGUCGCCACGGGAAAAUCGGUCCCAUUGGUUCCAAAGGUGAAAAAGGAGAUUCUGGCGACAUAGGACCCCCUGGCCCUAAUGGAGAACCUGGUGUCCCAUGUGAGUGCAGCCAGCUGAGGAAGGCCAUCGGCGAGAUGGAUAACCAGGUCACCCAGCUGACAAACGAGCUGAAAUUCAUAAAAAGUGCUGUCGCCGGCGUGCGCGAGACGGAGCACAAGCUGUACCUGCUGGUGAAAGAGGAGAAGCGCUACGCGGAUGCCCAGCUGUCCUGCCAGCGCCGGGGCGGCACGCUGAGCAUGCCCAAGGACGAGGCCGCCAACGGCCUGAUGGCCGCCUACAUCGCGCAGGCGGGCCUGGCGCGAGUCUUCAUCGGCAUCAACGACCUGGAGCGGGAGGGCAGCUUCGUCUACUCCGACCGCUCGCCCAUGCAGACCUUCCACAAGUGGCGCAGCGGCGAGCCCAACAACGCCUACGACGAGGAGGACUGCGUGGAGAUGGUGGCCUCCGGCGGCUGGAACGACGUGGACUGCCACAUCACCAUGCACUUCAUGUGCGAGUUCGACAAGGAGCACGUGUGAGCCCGGCUGCCGUGGGCCGCGUGGGGCGGCGCGGGGUCCCCCAGCUCGUCCCCGCCGUCGGCCGGAGGUGCCUGCGUGCGGCCCGCCCUUUCUGAGCCUUGGACAGCGCUGCGUGCGCGGGGAGCGUUUCUGGGGGCUCCUUCUGCAGAGGUGACGUCCCGUUACUGGUAGUGUAGCCACAACGUCCUUUAUGUAAUUACUACUCAGGAUUGCUCUCGCCUUUGUCCAAACUAUAAAUAAACUAAUAAAUAAA
Messenger RNA from Pteropus alecto (black flying fox), 1519 nucleotides. RefSeq names its product collectin subfamily member 11 (gene COLEC11). NCBI's taxonomy places the organism in Eukaryota, Metazoa, Chordata, Mammalia, Chiroptera, Pteropodidae. The transcript has 7 exons. The coding region runs from base 1 to 1266 and encodes 421 amino acids. The record is from RefSeq and is a predicted model, not a curated record.